AUGUUCAUCGCAAGAUCCGAAUAUGAUCGGGGCAUCAACACCUUCUCCCCAGAAGGACGUCUCUUCCAGGUCGAAUACUCCCUCGAAGCCAUCAAGCUAGGAUCCACCGCCAUCGGAGUCGCUACAUCAAAAGGUGUCUUAUUAGGCGUCGAGAAGCGAGUUACAUCCCCUCUGCUGGUCUCGUCCAGUAUCGAGAAGAUCGUGGAGAUCGACAGACACAUUGGCUGCGCUAUGUCAGGUCUGCAAGCAGAUGCCCGAAGCAUGAUUGAGCAUGCCCGAGUCGAGUCACAGAACCACGCUUUCCACUACAACGAGAAGCUCGGCGUCGAGAGCUGCACACAGGCUAUCUGCGACUUGGCACUACGGUUUGGUGAGGGUGCUCAGGGCGAAGAGUCGAUCAUGAGCAGACCUUUCGGUGUCGCAUUGUUGAUUGCUGGUUGGGAUGCGGACAAUGGCCCUCAACUAUAUCAUGCCGAGCCAUCAGGCACAUUCUAUCGCUACGACGCGAAAGCCAUCGGCUCCGGCAGCGAAGGCGCCCAAGCUGAACUACAGUCCGAGUAUCACCGUUCGCUCACCCUCGAAGACGCCGAGACACUCGUAUUGAAGACCCUCAAGCAAGUCAUGGAGGAAAAGCUUGAUUCGAAGAACGUGCAGCUUGCGAGUGUCACAAAAGAGCACGGCUUCAGGAUAUAUACUGAUGAGGAGAUGACUUCGGUGGUCGAGAGACUCGAAGAGAAUUGA
This is a messenger RNA of Cyphellophora attinorum, 741 nucleotides long. RefSeq names its product Proteasome subunit alpha type-5. The transcript is spliced from 5 exons. Gene Ontology annotation, biological process: proteasome-mediated ubiquitin-dependent protein catabolic process. Gene Ontology annotation, cellular component: nucleus; proteasome core complex, alpha-subunit complex; proteasome core complex. The record is from RefSeq and is a predicted model, not a curated record. Lineage: Eukaryota; Fungi; Ascomycota; Eurotiomycetes; Chaetothyriales; Cyphellophoraceae. The coding region runs from base 1 to 741 and encodes 246 amino acids.